CCAAAAACACAAAAACAUAUAUUGAGAAACCCAAAGAAUAUAAUAAAAAGAAGGAGACUGGAACUUUGAGAGAUGGAGCACAGAAAGUCAUAUGUGCUCGUCGCGCUCUUCGCAUUGCUUCUCUUGACCGAAGUUGUCAUUGCUCAGAGCGAUGGCGGCAAAGGCAAUGGUGAUAAUGGAAAGGGCAAUGAAGUAGACAAGGGUGAAGGAGAUUAUGGCAAAGGUAAUGGUAACGGUAACGGUAACGGUCCAAAGGACAAGGACAAGGAGGAGGACAAGGAGAAGAAGGAUAAGGACAAGAAGGAGAAGGACAAGAAGAAGAAGGAGGAAAAGGAAAAGAAGGAUAAUGAAAGGAAGGAAAAGGAGAAGAAGGAAAAAGAGAGGAAGGAAAAAGAUAAGAAGGAAAAAGAGAGGAAGGAGAAGGAGAGGAAAGAAAAGGAGAAGAAGGAAAAAGAGAGGAAGGAGAAGGAGAAGAAGGACAAGGAGCAGAGUGAAGCGGCUGCAAGAUACAGGGUGCUUUCACCGUUGCCUACAGGACAAGAGCAGGCGAUGUGCCAGGCUCAGGGUGCAUGUUAUUACAAGACUCUUGUUUGUCCUGGUGAAUGUCCCAAGAGGAAGCCCACGAAGAACAAAAACACCAAAGGUUGCUUCAUUGACUGCACUAGCAAAUGUGAAGCUACCUGCAAAUGGAGAAAAACGAACUGCAAUGGCUACGGUUCUUUGUGCUACGAUCCUCGAUUUGUAGGAGGAGACGGUGUGAUGUUCUAUUUCCACGGAUCCAAAGGCGGAAACUUUGCGAUCGUUUCAGACAACAAUCUUCAGAUUAACGCUCACUUCAUUGGUACAAGACCCGUUGGAAGAACCAGAGACUUCACAUGGGUUCAAGCCCUAAAUGUCAUGUUCGAAAACCACAAGCUCGUGAUCACAGCAAAUAGAGUGUCUCAGUGGGAUGAAAAGGCUGACGCUUUUACCAUCAGAUACAACGACGAACUCAUCACACUCCCUGAAGACGAACAAUCUGAAUGGAGAGCAAUUUCGGGACAAAAAAGAGAUAUCGUCAUCGAAAGAACCGAUGAGAGAAACAGCGUGAGAGUCCUUGUCUCCGGUCUUGUUCAGAUGGACAUCAAAGUGAGACCUAUAGGGAAAGAAGAGAACAGAGUUCACAACUAUCAGUUGCCGCAAGAUGACGCUUUUGUCCAUCUUGAGACUCAGUUCAAGUUCUUAGACCUAAGUGAGCUCGUCGAGGGUGUUUUAGGGAAAACCUACCGUCCUGGCUACGUCAGCUCCGCCAAGACUGGAGUCCCAAUGCCUGUGAUGGGAGGAGAAGACAAAUACCAAACGCCUUCUCUGUUCUCGCCGACUUGCAGACUCUGCAGGUUUAAGCCUCACGAAGUAUCACUCUCUGCUGAUAUCUAA
Eutrema salsugineum is the source of this 1416-nucleotide messenger RNA. RefSeq lists its product as uncharacterized. The record is from RefSeq and is a predicted model, not a curated record. The transcript has 2 exons. Bases 73 to 1416 code for a protein of 447 amino acids. NCBI's taxonomy places the organism in Eukaryota, Viridiplantae, Streptophyta, Magnoliopsida, Brassicales, Brassicaceae.